Coregonus sp. 'balchen' is the source of this 1732-nucleotide messenger RNA. Lineage: Eukaryota; Metazoa; Chordata; Actinopteri; Salmoniformes; Salmonidae. The record is from the annotation of a GenBank genome assembly.
GGCCCAGUUAGUCCCUGUGUUCUCCUUUGGGGAAAACGAGCUCUUCGACCAGAUGACCAACCCUGCCGGCUCGCCACUCCGCUGGCUACAGGACCACCUGCAAAGGCUCAUGGGAGUGGCACUGCCGCUGUUCACCGGGAGAGGAGUGUUCCAGUACAGCUUUGGUCUACUGCCCUACAGACAGCCCAUACACACUGUUGGUACGACACACAACCUGCUGCCCUACAGACAGCCCAUACACACUGUUGGUACGACACACAACCUGCUGCCCUACAGACAGUCCAUACACACUGUUGGUACGACACACAACCUGCUGCCCUACAGACAGCCCAUACACACUGUUGGUACGACACACAACCUGCUGCCCUACAGACAGCCCAUACACACUGUUGGUACGACACACAACCUGCUGCCCUACAGACAGCCCAUACAGACUGUUGGUACGACACACAACCUGCUGCCCUACAGACAGCCCAUACACACUGUUGGUACGACACAACCUGCUGCCCUACAGACAGCCCAUACAGACUGUUGGUACGACACACAACCUGCAGCCCUACAGACAGCCCAUACACACUGUUGGUACGACACACAAACCUGCUGCCCUACAGACAGCCCAUACACACUGUUGGUACGACACACAACCUGCUGCCCUACAGACAGCCCAUACACACUGUUGGUACGACACACAACCUGCUGCCCUACAGACAGCCCAUACACACUGUUGGUACGACACACAACCUGCUGCCCUACAGACAGCCCAUACACACUGUUGAUACGACACACAACCUGCUGCCCUACAGACAGCCCAUACACACUGUUGGUACGACACACAACCUGCUGCCCUACAGACAGCCCAUACACACUGUUGGUACGACACACAACCUGCUGCCCUACAGACAGCCCAUACACACUGUUGAUACGACACACAACCUGCUGCCCUACAGGACAGCCCAUACACACUGUUGGUACGACACACAACCUGCUUGCCCCUACAGAAGCCCAUACAACACUGUUGGUACGACACACAACCUGCUGCCCUACAGACAGCCCAUACACACGGUUGGUACGACACACAACCUGCUGCCCUACAGACAACCCAUACACCACUGUUGAUACGACACACAACCUGCUGCACUACAGACAGCCCAUACACACUGUUGGUACGAACACAACCUUGCUGCCCUACAGACAGCCCAUACACACUGUUGGUACGACACACAACCUGCAGCCCUACAGACAGCCCAUACAGACUGUUGGUACGACACACAACCUGCAGCCCUACAGACAGCCCAUACACACUGUUGGUACGACACACAACCUGCUGCCCUACAGACAGCCUCUACAGACUGUUGGUACACAAACCCUUUCUCCCCUAUCUCUCCAAUGAGUAGACCAUCCCAGUGGGUUAUAUAGAGAUAAAUAUGGUUGAAACCUCUUCCUCGCUCCUUCCAUCUCUCUAUCCCCCCCUCUCUCUCUCUCCAGUGGGUAGGCCUAUUCCAGUGGUCCAGACCCCCUCUCCCACUAAGGAUGAUAUAGACUGUCUCCAUUCUCUAACCUUCUCCUCUCUCUCUCUCCAGUGGGUAGGCCUAUUCCAGUGGUCCAGACCCCCUCUCCCACUAAGGAUGAUAUAGACCGGCUCCAUUCUCUCUACCUGGAGGGACUCACUGCUGUGUUUGAAGACAACAAGGACAACUAUGGCGUUGCAACAGACAAACACCUCCACUUCAUC